Messenger RNA from Panicum hallii, 2278 nucleotides. RefSeq names its product glucan endo-1,3-beta-glucosidase 13-like. The record is from RefSeq and is a predicted model, not a curated record. Gene Ontology annotation, biological process: carbohydrate metabolic process. Gene Ontology annotation, cellular component: plasma membrane. The coding region runs from base 76 to 2001 and encodes 641 amino acids. The transcript has 5 exons. Gene Ontology annotation, molecular function: hydrolase activity, hydrolyzing O-glycosyl compounds. NCBI's taxonomy places the organism in Eukaryota, Viridiplantae, Streptophyta, Magnoliopsida, Poales, Poaceae.
GUGGCUCAUCCCGCACUCAACCUUCAUCAUCUUCCUCUGCCCGCCCGAGUUGCCUUGCCACCGCAGGACGGCAGCAUGGCUCUCACCCGCCUCAUCGUCGUCGUCCUCCUCGGCGCCGCAUUGCCUCUGCUCUUCUUCUUCUUCUCACGUGCAGAGGCGGGUGCGCUGGGCGUCAGCUACGGGAGGGUGGCGAACGACCUGCCGGACCCGGCGUCGGUGGUGAACCUGCUCAAGCAGAACGGCAUCACCAUGGUCAGGAUCUACGACGCCAACCAGAAGGUGCUGACGUCGCUGGCCAACACCGGCAUCAAGGUGAUGGUGAUGGUGCCCAACGAGAACGUGGCCGCCGUGGCCUCGGACCCGUCCAACGCGCUCCAGUGGGUGCGGGACAACGUGGCGGCGUACUACCCUGCCACGCAGAUCCACGCCGUGGCCGUGGGCAACGAGGUGUUCGACAUGAGGCCGGACCUCAACUCGGACCUCGUCCCGGCCAUGACCAACGUGCAGGCGGCGCUGGCGCAGCUGAACCUGGCCGACAACGUGAAGGUGACCACGCCGGUCGCGUUCGACGCGCUGGCGGAGUCCUGGCCGCCGUCGGCGGGCAGGUUCAAGGACAGCAUCGCGCAGCCGGUGAUGAAGCCCAUGCUCGACCUCCUCCAGCGGACGGGCUCCUACCUCUCCGUCAAUUACUACCCGUACCUGACGUACAUGGCUCAGCCAAACGCGUUCACCCUCGACUACGUCCUGGCCAACUCCAACCCCGGCGCGGUCGACCCGGACACCAAGCUCACAUACCACAACCUCCUGGACGCCCAGCGCGACGCCACGUACUACGCCAUGGACAAGCUGGGGUUCGCUAGUUUGGCCGUCGCCCACACGGAGCACGGGGCGCCGUCAGGUGGAGGGCUCCAUCACGCCCAAGGCGGCAGGAGGCUUCUACAGGCCGGGAACGGGGGCGCGGUGGCCUCGGUAGCCAACGCGCAGGCGUACAUCAACAACCUCAUGAACCGCGUGCUGGCCGGCAACAGGGGCACCCCGCACCGGCCGGACGCCGACAUGGACGUGUACAUCUUCGCCCUGUUCAACGAGAACCAGAAGGGCACCGGGGUCGACGACGUCGAGCAGCACUUCGGCCUGUUCUACCCCAACAUGCAGAAGGUGUACGAGUUCGACUUCCGCCGCCCCACCGGCGGCGGGGCGCCUGUGCAGCCGGCGACGCCCAGCUGGUGCGUGGCGAACGCGGGCGUCGGGGACGCGCGGCUGCAGGGGGCGCUGGACUACGCGUGCGGCCACGGCGCGGACUGCAGCGCCAUCCAGCCCGGCGGGUCGUGCUUCCUGCCGGACACCAAGGCCGCGCACGCUUCGUACGCGUUCAACAGCUACUACCAGAGCAUGAACCGCGCCGCCGGGGCGUGCGAUUUCAACGGCGCGGCCUCCAUCGUCUACCAGCAACCCACCAUGUGCGCCGCGACGGCGAGCUGGUGCGUGGCGAACGCGGGCGUCGGCGACGCGCGGCUGCAGACGGCGCUGGACUACGCGUGCGGGAACGGCGCCGACUGCAGCGCCAUCCAGCCCGGCGGGUCGUGCUUCCAGCCGGACACCAAGGCCGCGCACGCCUCCUACGCGUUCAACAGCUACUAUCAGAGCAAGCACCGGGCGGCCGUGGCGUGCGAUUUCAACGGCGCGGCCUCCAUCGUCUACCAGCAACCCACCAUGUGCGCCGCGACGGCGAGCUGGUGCGUGGCGAACGCGGGCGUCGGCGACGCGCGGCUGCAGACGGCGCUGGACUACGCGUGCGGGAACGGCGCCGACUGCAGCGCCAUCCAGCCCGGCGGCGCGUGCUUCCAGCCGGACACCAAGGCCUCGCACGCCUCCUACGCGUUCAACAGCUACUAUCAGAGCAAGCACCGGGCGGCCGUGGCGUGCGACUUCUCCGGCGCCGGCUCCGUCGUCUACCAGCAACCCAAGGUCGGGAACUGUGUGCUCCCGUCGAACGGCUGAUCGAUCAACGCUGCAGAAACAUCAAUGCAACAGCGAGGUCCGAACUGAAGGCCAUGAUGCUACCUAGAUAUAUAUCGGGAAACAUUCGUAUCAUUCUGUAAGGCGAACUAGACAAUAAAAAACCGGGACCUGCAAAUCGACCCGGGGUAUGUGUGUGUGUCCAACAGCAGUAGGCCAUGCCAUUGCUGAACUUCACCGCUAAUAAGACAGUGCGACGGCGUUCAGUUACUUUGUUAUCCCCUGGAUCCUACUUUUGCUUCUGAAUAGUGACGACAUA